Messenger RNA from Alosa alosa (allis shad), 3938 nucleotides. RefSeq names its product EH-domain containing 2a (gene ehd2a). Gene Ontology annotation, cellular component: plasma membrane; cytoplasm. NCBI's taxonomy places the organism in Eukaryota, Metazoa, Chordata, Actinopteri, Clupeiformes, Clupeidae. Gene Ontology annotation, molecular function: GTP binding; protein binding; calcium ion binding. Bases 223 to 1944 code for a protein of 573 amino acids. The transcript has 12 exons. The record is from RefSeq and is a predicted model, not a curated record. Gene Ontology annotation, biological process: endocytosis; endosomal transport.
ACUUACAAUGGUGAAGCCGAUCAAGUGAAGUUGAAAUGCUGCAAUAAGGAGACUUGCUGUUGCAUUGGUCCUUGUGAAUUUGAAAAUAGGACUCAAGUAUGUGCACCAUCCUAGAUGCAUCCUAGAUUUAGUUAAACUUUUGUCUGUAUACAGUCAGAAAAAAUCAUCUUCACAUCACAUUUUACAGAGGGAGGUGAAAAUCAUCAAAAGACACAACCCACCAUGCCUUCAUGGGGGCUAGGAGAGGAUAAAUCUUUGAGAGAGAUCCGAACAGUGACCGAUGGCCUGAAGAAGUUGUACCGGGAGAAGCUUCUGCCCUUGGAGAAGCAGUACACCUUCUCCGACUUCCACUCUCCAGGCUUAGAGGAUGCAGAUUUUGACAAUAAACCUAUGGUUCUAUUGGUGGGCCAAUAUUCCACUGGAAAAACAACUUUUAUAAGAUAUCUGCUCGAGCAAGACUUCCCAGGAGGUAGAGUGGGGCCUGAACCGACAACAGACACCUUCACAGCCAUCAUGUAUGGGGAUGUGGAGGGCAUCAUUCCAGGAAAUGCGUUGAUUGUUGAUCCCAAUAAACCCUUUCGCAAACUCAAUCCAUUUGGAAACAAGUUUCUUAACAGAUUUCAAUGUGUUCAACUGCCAAAUCAGGUUCUGCAGAGUAUCAGCCUCAUCGACACACCAGGAAUUUUGUCCUCAGCCAAAAAGAGACUGAGCAGAGGAUAUGAUUUUCAAGCUGUCCUUCAGUCAUUCGCAGAGCACGUUGAUCGCAUUAUACUCCUCUGUGAUGCCAACAAACUGGAUGUUUCCGAUGAGUUCUCACGCACGAUAGGGGCGCUGCGCGGUAAUGAGGACAAGCUGAGGGUUGUGCUCAAUAAGGCCGACCUAGUAGACACUCAGCAGCUGUUGCGGGUCUAUGGCGCCCUCAUGUGGUCGCUGGGGAAGGUGUUCCGCACUCCUGAGGUGCUGAGGGUUUACAUAGGGUCCUUCUGGUCGUCGCCGCUCAGGGUGCCCGACUACCGUCGAAUGUUUGAGAAGGAGGAGGAGAGCCUCUUCAAAGACAUCCAGGAUUUGCCUCGCAAUGCCGCUCUGCGCAAACUCAAUGAUCUGGUCAAAAGAGCUCGUUUAGUGAGGGCCCAUGUUUACAUUAUUAGCUAUCUCAAACAAGAAAUGCCCUUGAUGUUUGGAAAAGAGACCAAGAAAAGGGACCUGAUCUACGACCUUCCAGACAUAUUCGCUAGGAUCCAACAGCGGCAUCAGAUCUCUCCUGGUGACUUCCCAGACUGUGCCAAGAUGCAGGAACGACUGAUGAGUCACGACUUCACCAAGUUUAAGGUGCUGAAGCCCAAACUAAUGACAGCUUUGGAUGAUUUUCUGACCACUGACAUUGCGAGACUUAUGCCUCUCUUGCACAAGGAAGAAAUUGAAGUGGCCAGCCAACCAGGGGUGCAAGGGGGAGUGUUUCUGGGGCCACACAGAGGCCCUUUCAAUAAUGGCAACCCUUUUGUGCAGCUUCAGGAGAAUAUAAUAGAAGGGGACAUAGCAGACUGGAUAGUUGCUAAAGAUAAGGCCAAAUACGACGAGAUCUUUUACAACCUCUCCCCCAACGAUGGCAAACUGAAUGGCACCAAAGUUAAGAACUGGAUGAUAAGCACCCAGCUGCCCACCUCAGUCCUGGGCCGAAUCUGGAAGCUUUCUGAUGUGGACCGAGAUGGCAUGCUGGACGAGGAUGAAUUUGCCCUAGCGAGCUAUCUCAUUGAGGUCAAGCUGGAAGGUCAUGGCCUUCCUCCAGUGCUUCCUGCUCAUUUAGUGCCCCCAUCAAAGCGCAAAAGGAAGAGUGGGAAAGAUGAAGAACCAGAGUUGGUUGCACCAGUUGAGUCAGAGCAACCCACGGCUGUAGAUGAUGAUGAUGAUCAUGAUCAUAAUGAUGAUGACGAUGAUGAACAGUGAAAAGGAGACAUAGAUAUUGUUAUGUUACUGCUUAACUUAAUCUCUGUAUUUCUCCCCAAUUUUUAUAUGGACUUAACAUACUGUUAUUACAUUUAGAUUGUACAUUUAUUCAUUUAGCAGAUGCUUUUAACCAAAGCGACGCACUGAAUGAAUAAUAACACUCAAGCUGUGGUGCAGAGGAGAACCUAGGUAGGAAUUACUAGUGCAUCCAAUACCAUUCCUAGAGGGUGAGAGUGCAGACGUCAUAAGUACUAGUCAAAGUGUAGUAAAAGGACAAUGAGGUAGAGGGAGGUGUGGGUGGGAAGUGGGAAGUGCAUGGUAAGUGUGUGUUAGGUGGGCCAGGUUGUUAGAAGUGUUGAGGGAGGAGGUGUUUACCAUCUUGGUAUUACCAUCAAAUAGCCUAUUGCAUGUAGAGAAGUGCCAAGAGAAAAAUAAUCACGUGUAAAGGUAUUGCAUGAAUUUUGGUAAGACUAAACCAUUAGAAAACCAAUUAUCAAGGUUUGGUAAUAUUCACAACAAUGAGUGAGUCUCUGUGCAAUUUAAUCAAAUUUAUAUGUUGAAAAUAAACUUUCCUUCUCUCUUCCUGUCAUUGGAUUCUAAUGGAAAAACUUCCUUUACUGGAAAUUACUGGAAUGUCUUAAUGAUGUCUCAAGAGUAAACUCAAACUGUUAUACCGUAUAUUAUUGACCAUCAAUGUGGUGUUUUAAAUUGCAUGCUGCAUUAAGCCAACAUUCUGGAGUGGAUUGGUUACAUUUGUUUGUGUACAAGAAAUUAAAUGUAUGACUUGGUGAAGGUGUAAAAAAGAUCCCUAGGCCGUAUAGAAUUAGCCGUAAGACUGUGACAUGUAAAAAGUAUUGUGUCCUGCAAGUUUUAUAUGACAGUGGACCCACGUGUUUAAUGGAAAUACCUUAUCUUUAAAUAGGCUAACGUUACACCUCAUUCGUGGAAGUCCGAUAGAAAUAAAUAUCCUUGAAGAUGUUUGAUUCACAAGACACCCCAAAGUUCAAAGACAUGGCAAGCAAGGACACCAAACACGCAUGCGUGAAGCUAUCAUGAUUAGGCUACGCAUAAUUCACGAAUAUGCUUAGUUUAUUAUACGAACGAAACUGAGGUAAUCUACAAAAUAUGAUUCACAUACCACAAAAGAGUAAUUGUUAGAUAAAAAAAAAGUAAUUUAAUCGACGUGUUUCCCUUUAUACAGCUGUGGUCGGAAGUGUGCUUACGUUUUACAUGUUUAUCUAACUACGAUUUCCUGGGCUGAUCCCUCAGAAUGUCUCGGUCCUUGCUCCGCCUUGGUUACAUAGUAGUUAAGGAAAUAUUACCUACUCGUUUCCCCAGAGUGAGUUCAAUAUCCAAUAGUUCCCUACCAGUUUAUAGCUGCUGUCCGGAUCCUGCAGUUGCAUUUAGAGCUAGUUCGACCUGCGCCAUGGGUGUGAAAAUUCAUGUUGUUUACUGUGGUGGAUGAGGGUACAAGCCCAAGUUCACCAGAUUCAAGACAUUGCUUGAGGAUGAAUUCCCGGGCGAGCUUGACAUAACUGGUGAAGGUACCCCUACAUCAACUGGAUAUUUUGAGGUGGAGGUAGAGGGAAAGUUGGUGCACUCCAAGAAGAAUGGGGAAGGGUUUGUAGAUGAUGCCAAGAAAAUGGAUAAAGUUGUGAGUGCCGUCGAGAAGUGUCUGGGCAAAUAAGUGUUUGCUGACAGAGUUUUACUUCCUCUGUUGUACUUCCUCCUGGGAAUUGCGAAUGAUGGUGUUGCCUAAAGUGUCUAUGGCACGGGUAGCAUUUGAUGGUUUAGACUCUUCCUUUGAGAGGGCCGACAGUGUGUGUGUGAAACUCCUACAGUUGCACUACUUUAUGGGAAUUCAAUUUAUAGACAAUUGGAAUUUAUUUAAGGGCAUUGUAUUAUAUCUGCUACCAUCCAAAAAAGUAAAUAUUUGAUGUUCAAGGGUAUAUAUAUACACUAUCUCAAAAUAAAAAGAAACCACUGUUUUGAAA